AAAAAUCAGACUUUAUUGUGACUUUUGUGAGCAUAGUAAACCACCAUUUGUAUCAAUGGCAAUCCAUCAACAUUCCCUGUCAUUGAAAACAAAACUUUAAAUAUUGGCAGUUACACUUACAGUGAAUGGGACAGUAUGCAGAAGGGUCAUUCAUUGAACUAGUAAAGUUCUCCCGUUGAAAGAAUUGAGAAAACCCUGGAGGCUUAGAGAUUGGCUCUCAGAACCCUUUCAAUUGAGAUGUGAAGAGCAAUUGUGAAGCAAGUCAAGGACCUGUAUUCUCUUAGUUUAGACUCAAGUUCUCCUUUUAGUGGAGUCUUUCUACAGUAGAUGAUGCACAUGUACAGUUGGAUAGUGAUUCAGUAGAUUUCAGAAAAAAGAAAAAAAAACUGUCUUAUUCUAAAAGGUUAGCUAUUUGCCAGGUUUCAUAGUUACCGAAUCCAUCAUCAUCUCCAUUAGCAGUGCACUCAUCUCAUUCCUGUAAUCCAUCUGGUUACCAUGGUAAUAAUCAGCAUGUGAUGUAAUAUAUGUCCGAUGGGGCAAGUGUGCCCAGCCAGUACUCCAUCCCAGCAGUAUGUACCUACUAACUGCCAAGGUGUGUCCACCAGUACAACCUAUGAAAAGAGAAAGAUUGAGACAAAUCAGCCAUGUGUGGAAUCCCGACUGAUAUCACGAGGGGCGUCGUGUACUCAAGAUGAUAUAAGACGCUCACUAAGGAAGGAGAAAGAAUUGCAGAAAACAUCCCUAAGAUCCGGCAAUAUAUCAGAGGGCAAUAAAGAUGAUGAAUGUCUGCAUCCCAAGCACAGGCAUUCAUCACGAUCCAUUCAGAAUCCAAGCAUUGAAAGACAUAGACCUGAUGGUCAAGACUCACUCAGGAAUAAAGAACAUCGCGAGAAAGACAGGAAAGCAAAGAAACAUCAGCAUCACAAACAUGGGCAUGAUGAUGCCCUCCAAGUAAUCCGAGAUGAAUUUGAACAGUUUGAGCGCACACAUCAUCAUGAAACACAAAGAAACCAUCAAUACCAUAAAACGCAUUUACUUCAUCAAAAAGGUGCAGUAUUGCAUGUAGAGUCACAGGUUGUAGCCAAGCAAAAAGUGUCAGCAAGACAACGAAAGCAUGAUCCCCAACAUCAUCAUCAACAUGAUAAGGUUGUUCGGCAAGAGAAUGAAUUCAAAAUUGCAGAAGUGAACAGAAAAGAGCGUGAUAAAUUCAGACAUAGUCCUCAUGUUGCGUACAGCUCCCAGAAUGAACAUAAUGCCAAAAUUAGUGCAAGAAAGACCCAUCUGCCAAACAAUAGUCAGAGCAAAAGGUCUUCUGAGAAAUCGCAGAAAGAAUGGUCUAACAGAAUGGAGGCAGAUUCUUCAAGAAGUUCUGUGAAAACAAAACAAAAAGAGAAAUCAGCUAGAGGGUCACAAAGAACAAGAAAACUAGAAGAUCCUGUUUAUAGUUUACCUCCCAUUAUCAAGUAAUCAAAAAGCACAAAUAUAUUACCUUGAAAGUAGUAUGCUUCGAUCAUCGGUUAAACUGCAUUUAUUCAUAUUGCAUCUAAAAAGAUACAUCUAUGAGGUAUUAAAGAUUUUGAAUUGAAUUUUACUUUUCAUCCUAAAAGGAGGCUCAAAAUAGUCUGGAAUUUCAGUUUUAAUAUCCAUACCAUUAUUCAGGACUUUUAUCAUUAAUUUUUAAUAGGUUUGAAUGUUCAUAUCAAAUGUAAUGACAAUUUCUUUGAAAAUUGGAUCACAACAGAUCUAAAGUCCUUCCACUUCUUUGAUUCUUGGCUAAAGAAUAAUUGCCGAAGUCACUUACUUCCACCAUGAUUAGCAGGUCAUAUGAGUGUGUAUGAAAAGUCAGGUUUUGUUAAUAUCCAACUCUUGCAACACUUAAAAAACUUUAAUAAUUGUAAUUUCAGAAAAAUGUACUAGCAGUUUAUGAUUACUGUUUCCAUACUGUAAUUAAAUUAUUGCUGAUUUUCUUUUUCUUCACCUUUUUUAUUUUCAUUUCAAUUUAAAAAAUGGGGUCCAGUGUAAUUACAAGAUAGUGAUUGAAUUCAAGGAAAUUCCAUAAGACAAUCAUCCCAUUGGUAUGUCCAACUCUUAUUUUUCUCAUUGCUUUUUGUAAUCUGCUUGUUUUUAAUAAUAUUUUUAGAGCAUUACAGCUUUCCAUAUGAACAAGAAAGUAGAGACAAGCCAUUUCUGGAAGGUCACACGUAUAGCGGUUGAGGGGGUUGGAGGUACAUAGUUUAUAGACUCGAACUUUUCCAAGUGUUUUACAGACCAGACCAAGAAAAUUAUUUGUACUUUCAUGCUGAAAUUCAAAUCGUAGUACAAUCAUUAUGCAAUAUGUAUAUGUAUGUCCAUAACUGAUUUAAAAAUGUAUUCAAUUUUCAUGCAUUUAACUACAUAUAUCAAGGAAUUUGAUAUUAAGUAUAUAUGUGAAUGUUUUCCACAACUGAAAUUUGAUUUCAAUCAUAUUUCUGUUUAUAAUUACAUAUGACAGAAACUGAAAUUCAUUUAAUUUAAAUUUCCAUCCUUUCAAUACUUAUUAACAUAUUUAUUUUAUUCAAUAUAAAUAUUAAGAAGUAUUAAUAUCAAGGGAUAUUUAUAAACCAUCAAACUAACAGUGUUUAUUACUAGCCAUUCUUGCCCACUAUAAAGAAUUAUAUUCAUCUAUCAGUGCAUGUACAUACAGAUUUGUGUAUCUUACCAACUUUAUUGCAACAAAACAUGGUAUUAAUAGCUGUGUUAUAAUUUUGUGGUAUUUUACUUGAUUGUUUUAAAAUGUUGAUCCUAGAUUGUAUUUUUUCAAUAAACUACAGUAUAGCAAGUAGUUUCCCAAAAUAUCACUCUUACCACUGUAGACAAGCUGAUGAUUUUUUUUUUACUUGUACAUGUACUUCGCAAAACAUGUCAGAAACAAAUAUAAACAAAAACUGAGCUAAAUAAGAGGGCAUGAUAAAAUUGACACUCUGCUUGUGUUUUUUUUUUUAUUCUUUCUUGCAUUUUUUGUGAAUAGCAAGUAAAUAAACUUCAAUCUGUAAUUAGUGUUAUGCUAAAAUUCCAUUAAAUUCAAUUAUCAAAAAUAUUUUGUGGUAAUACCAUUCAUCUUAUCAGUAGCUUCACAUUUUUUCACUUGUAUGAUGUAGGCCUAUAUAAAUUUAGGAAGAUAGAUGCAAUAAUGCUCAUAGUUUGCUACAUAUUUUAGCUAAAGUAUUUGUUCUUGCUGUUGAUAGAUGACUGUAGAUGUUUGUAUAUACUAUGUCAGUGUAAAUACUUUUUAGCCUCGUAUUAUGCCAGAUAUUAAAUGGCUAUGCUGUCAGUCACAAAGGGAAGAUGGUGAAUUUGAUUUGAAAAAAGGGUUUAUUAAAAUCAAUUUUGAUAAGAACUACAUGUUUUGUCAAAAUCUGUUCAAAUUUUGACUUAAUAUAAGUAAAUACACAUGCAUUGCAUAAUAUGAUCUGAAAUUUGCUUCAAUUUUGGCAAUUAAUAGACUUACUGAAGGUUGAAUAGUACUGCAGACUGCUAAAUAAUGAAAUGUCAAUGUUAUUAAAUACAUGUCUCUUUAUCAUCAUUCUGUGGUGAUCUCCAAACUGGCAUUAUUUCAAAAUAGCAUAUAGUUUUAAAGGUAAUUUUCCCUAUGUUUUGAAAAAAAAAGUAUCAAAUUUAUUCCUUAUCUUUAAAGGUACAGCUCAAGAUAUAUCCCUGAAAAUAUUAACACAACACAUUUUGAUUUCACAAAUAUAUGACAUAAAAAUAGACCUCAUGAUGAAUAUAUUGCCUUUCAUGUAUGAAGCAUCUGAAUUGUUCAAGCUUAUACAAUCUUGACCAAAUCAUCCCCUUUAAUUGAAUAUAUGUAAACAAGGCCCAGAAGUGAUGUGUAUAAUGUCAUCUCUAAAUGUGCAUAUAUUGAGUGUUUUUACUCCAAUCAUUCAUUGCAAAAUACAUGUGUUUCAAAGAGCAAGGAAACUUUAGUAAUAUUUAUGAUGUAUGUACUGGUAAAACAUGGCCAAAUCUCAUGUAAAAGUUUUAUGUUGAGUGUACUAAAUACUUCUUACUACAUAAAACAUUUUUGUGUAUAAUAUUUGAAAUUGAAUUUUGUCAGUCCAGCACUCUUUUAAUGACAUUUGUACAUUAAAAAGCAUUCGCACUUCCAUUUGCAAUAAAUUUCAGUCAUUAAGAUA
Molecule: messenger RNA, 4172 nt
Organism: Lytechinus variegatus (green sea urchin)
Lineage: Eukaryota; Metazoa; Echinodermata; Echinoidea; Temnopleuroida; Toxopneustidae
Product: G-box-binding factor-like
Exons: 4
Coding region: 532-1467 (311 amino acids)
Source: RefSeq, a predicted model, not a curated record